Pyrenophora tritici-repentis Pt-1C-BFP is the source of this 3522-nucleotide messenger RNA. RefSeq names its product nonsense-mediated mRNA decay factor (Upf2). Gene Ontology annotation, biological process: nuclear-transcribed mRNA catabolic process, nonsense-mediated decay. Lineage: Eukaryota; Fungi; Ascomycota; Dothideomycetes; Pleosporales; Pleosporaceae. Gene Ontology annotation, molecular function: protein binding; RNA binding. The record is from RefSeq and is a predicted model, not a curated record. Gene Ontology annotation, cellular component: exon-exon junction complex; cytoplasm.
AUGGAGAGGCAAAGGAAGCGAACGCUUCGCGCACUUAAUAUUCGCGCCUGGGAUGGCGACCAAGAUGUCUUCGCCGUGCAAGGCUCCCUCGACUCGUCCAUGAAAAAGAACACUGCCUUCAUCAAGCGCCUACGAACCGCCGUAAACGCGUCCGCCCAAGCCCAAUUCCUCCAAGAAAUCCGUACCCUGUCCCUCCACAAAUACCUCUCCGAAAUCAUCUCCGCCUGCUACGAAGGCCUGUGUAAACUCAAGACACCCGGCGAAAUUGCUGCUGGCGUGGAAAUUGUCAGCGCCCUCCACCAGCGCUUUGGCCCCGCAGACUUCACCGGCUACAUUGGCUGGUACAUUGGGCGGGGACUGGCGACACCGGACAAAUCACACCUGAAGACGCUCCCACAGGAUGUGCGCGAGCGAGAAGAGAAGGACCGUCUGGCUCGUCAGCGCGUACUUUUACGUGUCGCCACUGAACUCUGGCUUGUCGGUGUUCUGCGCAGUUUGGAUGACGUAGCCCGGCCUGAAGAGGCAAGCAAGACCAAAGACAAUGGCAAACUCAUCGAAGGCUCUGCAAAGGCAAAGUCACGGGCAGAGAAUGCCGACGCCGAGCCUUUUCCUCUCGAAGUGCUCAAGGACAUGCUUGGACACGACCGUGAGCAUAUUAACCUGCCGCUGGUCGUCAUCUUCGUCAAGGCCUUUUCCUGGGACAUACUGGGCACCAAGCCGGCGUCUGCAGAAGGCCGUAAGACAGUAAACGACGACGGCAGUACCGUGGCAGAGAAGAAUGGAGAGUCGUCGAGCGCGGAAGACGAGGAAGAAGCCAGCAGAGAUCCGCCCAUCAUCUCGCCAGAUUUGCAACAGCGAUUCAAGAACAUCCUCAAUCGUUAUUUCGAAGACGUCAAGACCCACCUCCUCCGCGAUCAGAAACACAUACUCAGCCAAGGGCGCAAGAAUGCCGAAGCAUACGUGAAAUCCGGGGAGGUCUUCGAAGACCGUCAGUCCAACUACGAGAAGCAGAUGAAGUCUCAGGAGCGACUGGUGUCGAAUGCCCAAGUCUUGGCCGAUGCACUGGGUGCUGAGAUGCCAGACUUGAAAGAGAAGGAUAGCUCUGCAAACACGGGGGACGGUUCUAUAGGCCUGAUCAAGACGGGCGAAUACUUACGCGGCCAAAGUGACGGUGCGGGCAUCUGGGAAGAUGAGGAGGAGCGCCGCUUCUACGAGAAUCUGAUUGACCUGAAGGACCGUGUUCCGGGUAUCCUGUUAGAGGAGGUAAAGAAGAAGAAGACCGACAGCGAUGAACAGGUUGGCAAGAAGAUGGAAGCAAAGCCCGACACUGUUGACAAGGAAGUAGCCGAGACUACUGCGGAUAACAAGGCAGCCGAGGGCGAAGACCAGUCUACUGCCAUCGCCAACAAGUCCGUCGGAGCUCAGGUAGAUGCCCUUCUGGCGCGCCUGCCAGAACUCGCGACAAAAGAUGCCGUCGACCAAACCGCCAUGGACUUCUGCUUUUUGAACUCAAAGGCCUCUCGAAACCGUCUCAUAAAAGCUAUACAGGAGAUCCCCAAAGGCCGCUCCGACUUGCUACCUCUAUAUUCGAGGCUCAUUGCAACGCUCGGGAAAUACAUGUCUGACGUUUCGCAAGGCUUGGUUUCUUACCUUGAUGAGGAGUUCCGAAGUUUGCAGCGACGAAAGUCAAAGGACUUUCUGGGACAAGUACGAACGCAGAAUGUGCGUUAUCUUGCGGAAUUGACAAAGUUCGGCGUUGUUCCUGAGCACGUCAUCUUCCAUUGCCUCAAAGUCAGCUUGGACGACUUUUCGCGAAUGAAUAUCGAGAUCAUCUGCAAUCUGCUGGAAAACUGUGGGCGAUACCUGCUUCGCAACCCAGAGACAUCGCCCCGUAUGGCUUCCUUUCUAGAGACUCUCCAACGCAAAAAGAGUGCCCAGGUUAUUGGUCAACAGGAGCGUAUGCUGAUCGAGAACGCCGUCUACUAUGUCAACCCCCCAGAGCGCGCUGCGAUUGAGCAGAAGGAGCGAACGCCGACCGAGCAGUUCCUGCGCAAGAUCAUGUACCAGGAUUUGACCCGUCGCUCACUGGACAAGACCAUCAAGCAAGUUCGCAAGAUGCACUGGGAAGAGGAAGACGUGGUCAAUCUUCUGCACAAGGUCUUUGCAAAGCCAGGGAAGAUCAAGUACAGUAACAUCCAUUUGCUGGCCGUGAUGCUGGGGACCAUCCAUCGAUUCCAUCAAGACUUUGCCAUCUCAGUCAUUGAUGAUCUCCUAGAAUCCAUCACGUUCGGGCUGGAGUUGAAUGACUUCAAGUUCAAUCAGCGACGAAUCUCUGAAGUCAAGUACCUCGGCGAACUGUACAUCUAUCGGCUGGUAGACUCUCCCCUCAUCUUCGACACCAUGUACAAGCUGUUGAACUAUGGAUGGGAGGGCGGAUAUGCUAAACCUGGAUCGUACAAUCCGUUGGAUCUUCCAGAUGACUACUUCCGGAUACGCCUGGUUUGUAACCUUCUUGAAACAUGCGGCAUGUACUACGACAAGGGUGCGACUAAGAAGAAGCUUGACUUCUUCUUGACCUAUUUGCAGUACUACGUUUGCACCAAGGAGGCCCUCCCCAUGGAUGUUGAGUUCCUCGUGCAGGACGCGUACAGCCUUGUCCGACCGCAGUGGAAAAUCAUCACGAACCCAGAGGAUGCUAUGCAUGCGUUUGGGGAAGCUGUCAAGCAAAACUACCAAACUGCAGCAGCCGACAAGCCUGUCGAGCCUGACGAAGAUGACGUGUCCGCGUCGGAUGAUGAGCUAGACGGCCCGGAAGACGAAGACAUUGUGAUUCCAGACGGCGAAGGAGAUAAGUCAUCUGGUGACGAGGAUGAAGAUUCGGACGAUGAUGAGCCCACGAAGCAAGGUUCAUCAGACGAAGAAGAGGAACGGAUUGUUGUGACCCGGCCAGAAGACGAACGUGACCCUGAAGCUGAUGCCGAGUUCGAUCGCGAACUUGCCAAGCUCAUGUCGGAGAGCGCCGAGUCUCGCAAGCACGACCGAAAGCCUGUCUUUGAUGUACCGCUGCCCAUGCGCCGCGCUCGAGAGACUACUGUGAAUGCUGAAGACAGUGGCAACGAAGCACCGGCGCCAAUCGCUCCGGCACCCUCUCACACGAUGAAGUUCUCGCUGCUUAGCAAGCGUGGUAAUAGAACUCAAACGCGGUCGAUCGAUUUGCCAUCGGAUUCGACCUUUGCUGUCGCCAUGCGCAACAAGCAACAAGCCGACACGGAAGAAAGGCAGCGCAUCAAGAGCCUGGUUCUGAACUACAACGAAGCCCGAGAUGACGCUGACGAUACGACUGGUGAUUCACCUUUUCAUUACACCCUUCAACCUAACACCAAUAGAAAGCAUACUGAAACGUCUAAAGGUCUGGACAAGACUCCGAAUCCAUACGCACAGCCGCGUCUUGACAAGGCUGGUGCCAAUCGCAGCAACCAGCGUGCACGGAAACUACAGCUGUCCGAUGUAAAUUGGACAUGA